Molecule: messenger RNA, 759 nt
Organism: Colius striatus (speckled mousebird)
Lineage: Eukaryota; Metazoa; Chordata; Aves; Coliiformes; Coliidae
Product: ADP-ribosylation factor-like protein 3
Biological process (GO): cilium assembly
Cellular component (GO): microtubule cytoskeleton; cytoplasm
Molecular function (GO): GTPase activity; GTP binding
Source: RefSeq, a predicted model, not a curated record
AUGGAGAAACAACAGCUAAUUCUGGAGCCCGUAAUCCUCUUCCUCCCGCAGGGAUGGGGCUUGUGCCAGUGGCAGGCCCCAGGGACAAGCCCCCGGCAGCUCCCGAGCCGUGCUGUGGGACGGAGCGACUCCCAGACCAUGGGUGAUGUGCAGCAGAGUGCUCUGCAGCGACCUGGCACCCCACAGGGCUCCCCCAGCACCCCGCAGCCCCAGGGGCUGCUCUCAGUCAUCCAGAGGCUGAAGGGCUCCCCAGAGCAGGAGCUCCGCAUCGUCCUGCUGGGGCUGGACAAUGCGGGGAAGACCACGCUGCUGAAACGCCUGGCGUCCGAGGAGGUCAGCACCAUCACACCCACCCAGGGCUUCAACAUCAAGAGCGUCCAUUCGCACGGCUUCAAGCUAAACGUCUGGGAUAUUGGGGGGCAGCGCUCCAUCCGCCCGUACUGGAGGAAGUAUCUGGGCAGCACAGACCUGCUGAUUUAUGUAAUUGACAGCGCAGACCAGAAGCGUUUCGAGGAGACAGGGCAGGAGCUGGCAGAGCUCACUGAGGAUGAGUCCCUCGUAGGGGUCCCAUUGCUGGUGUUUGCCAACAAGCAGGACCUAGUGACUGCGGCACCUGCAGCUGAGAUUGCAGAAGGGCUGAGCCUCCACACCUACCGGGACCGGGAAUGGCAGAUCCAGGCCUGCUCAGCCCUGUCUGGGGAAGGAGUGCAGGAUGGGAUGAACUGGAUUUCUAGCCAGAUCAUGAACAGGAAGAAGUGA